Trichoderma aggressivum f. europaeum is the source of this 444-nucleotide messenger RNA. RefSeq lists its product as uncharacterized. The record is from RefSeq and is a predicted model, not a curated record. The transcript has 3 exons. Lineage: Eukaryota; Fungi; Ascomycota; Sordariomycetes; Hypocreales; Hypocreaceae. Bases 1 to 444 code for a protein of 147 amino acids.
AUGGCGGACCACGUCAACCAAGGAAGCAUCUCUCCCGGGGCAUUGCGGAACAACCCUGGCGGUCAUACACGAUACCUGCGCUCGUAUGCUCCAAACAAGAACGGCACAGACACACGACUAAUGUCCAAGACUCGGACGCCGCAUGUAGCCCUACCGGCUAACGGAAUGGGGCCGCCCAAGGGAAAAGUUGCCAGCCAGGCCCGUAUUGACGACACUUGUCCUAGAUGGGAUCAAGAUGCGCCGAAAGCGAAAGUGAGGCGCCUCAUGUCGGAUGCUGUUUAUUUAGGGCUCUUCGGGUGGGGUUCUCGCGGACAGGGCUUUGCGCUGCCGACGCUGUUUGGAGCUGACGCUGAGCCGAAGCUGGAAGCCGAUGGAGACUGGGCGGCCGACCCUUGGAACGAGACCGAAAACACGGAGGAGGAUGAAGCAGGCCAAGAUUGUUGA